CGCCAAACAGGUCAGCAUUUGAAACAAUGUCUCCCCAAACCAUGAAAAACACCACAGAUAGUCGCCGGUUUUUACCAUGUUUACGUCAGACUUAUAGAUUCCCCAACAGCAGCAGAUGGACCCACUAAUGCCGAUCAGUUCCAUGGCAGCCAGGUGGAAGGUGAAGUGGUCAGAGUGACUGACUGUGGAGGAGGGAGAUGUUUGUUUCCACUGCUGGAAACCACGACAGAGGAUCAGGACGGAGAGCGGGAGGACGGCUGAAACCAGGACCAGCCUCUUCUGAACAUGUCAGCCAACUCGUCAUCCUCACUUCUCCAGCCACAGCCUUCCUCCCUCCUCCUCCUCUUCUCCGUAGACCAGCACUGCUUCAUCACCAAACCGAGCUCCUUCAUCUUCAUCAUCUACAACGUUUCCACCAUCGUCUUCCUCCUCCCUCUCAUCAUCCUCGUCUUCUACGCCGCAUGGCAGCGGAAACGUUCCCACGCCUGGAGUCACUUUGACUAUUUCUCCUGCCACACCACCAUCAUAGAGAUAUUUUGUGUCAUUAAGCUUAUUCCUAAUUUUCUUGGCGUACGCACAAAUAAUAUAUUAGCGGUAUUUGUUGGAAGUGUUCUUUCAUCCUUCGUUUGGUACGGAGAAACAUCUUUUCAAGUCUUAACUUGUGCAGAUCAUUACCUGGCUGUGGUUCAGCCGCUCACCUACAGGAGCCUCAGGAAUAAAAGGGGAACCAGGAUCAGGAACGUCUGCAUCGGCUUCGUCUGGCUGCUUUGCUUUCUGAGGAUGGGCUUGUAUGUAAACAGUAAAACGGGCUUCAUUGUGGAUUUCUUCCUGGUGGUUAUUUCAUUGCUGAUCACGUUGUUCUGUAAUCUCUCUGCUCUGCGUGUUUUGAUCCGUCCGGGCCCAGGGGAGCCGGCCAGAGAGCGGCCUGACCGCUCCAAGCAGAAAGCCUUUUACACCAUGGUGAUCAUACUGUGCAUUCUGGCAGUGAGGUUUGUGUCCAGCCUCAUCUGGGCUGGAAUCUGUGUGACACACAUGAUGAACAAUGAAUGCUUGAUCAUGGCGGGAAUAAUCUGGUGCAAUCUGCCAAGCAGUCUGGUGCUACCUCUGUUGUUUCUGCACAAAAGGAGAAAGUUUGUGUGCUGCAAGAACAAGAAGUGA
This is a messenger RNA of Gambusia affinis (western mosquitofish), 1158 nucleotides long. RefSeq lists its product as uncharacterized. Lineage: Eukaryota; Metazoa; Chordata; Actinopteri; Cyprinodontiformes; Poeciliidae. The record is from RefSeq and is a predicted model, not a curated record. Bases 286 to 1158 code for a protein of 290 amino acids. The transcript is spliced from 2 exons.